Messenger RNA from Trametes versicolor FP-101664 SS1, 2194 nucleotides. Its product is annotated as glutamate-cysteine ligase catalytic subunit. Lineage: Eukaryota; Fungi; Basidiomycota; Agaricomycetes; Polyporales; Polyporaceae. Gene Ontology annotation, molecular function: glutamate-cysteine ligase activity. The transcript has 14 exons. Gene Ontology annotation, cellular component: glutamate-cysteine ligase complex. The coding region runs from base 43 to 2085 and encodes 680 amino acids. Gene Ontology annotation, biological process: glutathione biosynthetic process. The record is from RefSeq and is a predicted model, not a curated record.
GGGCAUACUGUCUCUGUGUAAUCCACCCCUCUCUUCUGCCUCAUGGGUCUCCUGUCGCUCGGCACACCGCUCGCCUGGGAUGAGGCCAAACAGUACGCCGAUCACGUCAGGACGCACGGGAUCACACAGCUCCUGCACAUAUGGGAUCGCCUCAAGGACAGAUGUGGCGACGAGCUGCUGUGGGGAGACGAGAUUGAAUACAUGGUUGCCUCGUUCGACAACCAGGAAAAGCAUGCCAAGCUCUCCCUUCGCCAGACCGAGAUCCUCGCCAAGCUCCAGGACAUCGUAAACGACAUUGUGUCCGAUCGCGGCGAGUCUGAUUCCGUGCCGACUUACCAUCCCGAGUAUGGUCGUUUCAUGCUCGAGUCCACGCCCGGCUCUCCGUAUACCGGGGAGAUAAGAGAUCUGCUAUCUGUAGAGGGCAACAUGCGUUACCGUCGCCACUUAGCGCGGAAAUACCUCAAGCAGAAUGAAAUACCAUUCACUAUGACGUCCUUUCCCCGUAUGGGCGUCCCGGGCGUUUUCACGGAGCCGUACUUCGACCCUGUCGACGCUGUGUCCAGCCACAGCUUAUUCCUGCCGGAAGAGAUCACAAACCCCCAUGCACGUUUCCCGACACUUACCGCUAACAUCCGGCGGCGGCGCGGAUCGAAAGUCGCUAUCAACCUCCCGCUAUACAUAGACACCCACACCCCUCGCCCGUUCGUAGACCCCACAAUCCCAUGGCAGAGGAAUAUAUAUCCGGAGGACUCGGAGGCCAAGAAGGGAGCAGCAUUUCUCGAUCACAUUUACAUGGACGCAAUGGGCUUCGGCAUGGGAUGUAGUUGUUUGCAGAUUACAUUCCAGGCCUGCAAUAUUGCCGAGGCUAGGCGUCUCUACGACGCUCUUAUUCCCAUUGCUCCGCUUAUGCUGGCAUUGUCUGCGGCAAGCCCGUUAUGGAGGGGUUACAUCGCCGACGUCGACUCUAGAUGGGACGUGGUCUCGGCAAGCGUCGACGACCGCACGGAGGAGGAGCGCGGGCUGAAGCCGCUGAAUGAGAACAGAUUCAGGAUACCGAAAUCACGCUAUGCGAGCGUGAGCUUGUACAUCUCGGAGUAUUGGAUGAACCAACCGGCAUAUAAUGACAUAGACGCGCCGCACGACCCUGCCAUCUUUGAACGUUUACGCAACCACGGCGUCGACGACUUGCUAUCGAGACACUUCGCACAUCUAUUUAUUCGGGACCCCAUUGUUAUUUUUUCGGAAAGCAUAGACCAGGACGACGCGGUCAAUAACGACCACUUCGAGAACAUUCAAUCUACCAACUGGCAGACCCUACGAUUCAAGCCACCGCCCACGAACUCGCCGAUUGGUUGGCGCGUAGAGUUCCGACCGAUGGAAGUGCAGCUGACGGACUUCGAGAACGCGGCGUUCUCCGUAUUCAUCGUGCUGCUAUCGCGCGCGAUCCUGCACUUCAACUUGAACACCUACAUUCCAAUCUCCAAGGUGGACGAGAACAUGGCGCGCGCGCAGAAGCGGGACGCCGUCCAUUCCCAGAAGUUCUAUUUCCGCAAGGGCGUGUUCCCGCCCGGGCCCUCGCAACCGUCGAGCGUCGCAUCGUCGUGCCCAAGCACACCCGUGAGCGAGCACGGCGGGCCGAUACUCGUGAACGGGGUCAAUGGGAAGGAGAAGAAGCUCCGGAACUGCUACCCGCUGCCGCCGAAGCCCGAGGACGCGAUCCCGGCGGGCGCCGUCGAAGACGAGUACGAGGAGAUGUCGAUGGUCGAGAUCAUGAACGGAAAGGGCUCUUCGUUCCCUGGAUUGCUCAACCUGGUGUACUCGUACCUGGAGACGCUCGACGUCGACGAGAAGUCUGCGCGGCAGAUCGAGGAGUACUUGGAUCUGAUUCGGCGUAGGACCGAUGGCUCACUGCGGACAGCGGCGAGCUGGAUCCGGAACUUCGUGCGGUCUCAUCCUGCGUACAAAUUUGACUCGGUGGUGAGCGAGGAAAUUAACUAUGAUCUCAUGGUGGCUGUGGACGAAAUAGAGAGGGGUCUGCGCAAGGUGCCCGACUUCCUGCCCGCCAAUUGCUCCCCCAGACAGUGAACGCGGAAGCACGGGUGUAUAGGGAUCCAUGGACAGUAAGCAGUCAAUCGAAGCAAUGUAUCUUAUCGCAUAACUGUUGUUUUACUCGCUGUGAAUCUGAACGCAAUUG